Maudiozyma saulgeensis is the source of this 2406-nucleotide messenger RNA. Lineage: Eukaryota; Fungi; Ascomycota; Saccharomycetes; Saccharomycetales; Saccharomycetaceae. The record is from the annotation of a GenBank genome assembly.
AUGACUACAGAGUUACCAUUACCUCCAAAAUAUAAGAGGCAUAUAUCCUUUGAUAAUCUUUCGCCAUCUUUAAUUGAUGAUGAAAUUAAAAUUUUAAAACAAAAUAAUCGAUAUAUUGGUUUUAAUAAUAAAUUUUUUCAUAUUCCACCACAAUAUAAUCCUUUAUAUAAUCAAUUGAGUAAAGAUGACAUUAUUAAUGGUGAACAAUCUAGUGAUAGAAGUAAUUCUUUAAAUGAUAGACCCCCAUUAUUUGGUGAAAGUUACAGUCAACAAAUAAUUCCAAUGGUUAAUAAUAAUGAUAGUAAUGAUAAAAUGAUAGAGGUACCGUCUCUUCGAUCUCUUAAUGAAUUUUCAUUGAAACAACUUUCAAGACCUUUGUAUAAAACUUCAUCAAGUGCGAGCAGAAGUGAAUCACCCCUUGAAAGACAAUCAAUUAACACAACUACUUCAAAAUUAAAUUUUGGAAAAUUACCUCCACCACCAGAUAAAUCAAUCCUGAAAAAGACAAAUAGAGCAGUUGAUGAACAAGGAAAUAUUGAUGAUAUAGAUAUUGGAGAUAUGACUACAACGGAAUCAAAGACAAUGACUAAACUUACAAAUAAUAAUACUCAAUUAAAUUCAGGUUCAAAAGCUGGUUAUACACAAUCUUUAUUUUCAAAUCUUAAUGAAGUGGAAGAUAGAAUUCAAAAUAAAAAUCGUAGUCUAGGAGAUCUUAAUGAUGAAAAUUCGGGUUCAUUGAUAAGAGAUCAUAGAAGAAAAUCUUUUGCUAAUAUGACAGAUGCUGAAUUAGCUGCUUUAGAAAAUUCAUAUAUUAGUCUGGGUAGAUCAACAGAAUCUACUAUGGAUCAAUUUGAUUUUGGCAAGCAAAAUCCAGUUUUUUUUGAUAAUAAAAAAGCCAGUUCAAUAAAAAUUCCAAAUACUGUAUUAGAUUCAUUAGCGUGUGUCUAUCCGUCAAGGCCAUCAGUUGAUCAUAAAGCAUUAUCAUUAACAAUGGAAAAUGAACAUUUUCAAGAUUGCGUUAAUUCAUUGCAUAAAAAAUUAAAUAAUAAAUAUAAAGAUGAAAAUGGUUCCCUAAGAGUUGUGUCGUGUUACAUCUCUGGGAGACGAUUCACUUGGUCUACAGUUGAUUGGUAUAUUGAGAAUUUCGUUAGAGAUGGUGAUCAUUUAGUUAUUAUUACAUGUAUUCCAGAUUUUAAACAUAAUGUUGAUUUGAAAGUUCAACAUGAUAAAGUUCAAAAGAAGAAAAAAGAAUUAUUAAGCAUUCAUGAAAAGACUAUUAAACAAACAAAAUCACAUAGUACAAAAAGUGGGAAAGAAGAAGAAAGACCAUUAACAAAGGGAAUACUUUUAGAAGGUGUUUAUGAGGAAGCAAAAAUUGUUGGUAAAAAUCUUUUAGAGUAUUAUGCGGCAAGAUUAUCUCAUAAAAAAAUCAAAAUUACUAUUGAAAUGGUUAAAGAUGAUUCAACAAAAUCAGCUUUAACAAAAGUCGCUGCUCUUUAUAAACCAAGUGUUCAUAUUGUAGCAACGGUGAGUGCUAAUAUUCAAAUAAAAUUUAGAAAUGGGAAUGUCAAGUUACCUUUCUUUGUAAUGAAGCAUUAUACAAUCCCAGUAAUUGUAGUACCUUUUGAGUUUAUUGAUAGAAAUUUAUUAAUUGAAGGUGCUUCACAUGAGAAAUCAACUGUAACGAAGGAUAAAAGGUUGGAUGUACUAGAUAAUAUUAUUCACAAAACAUUACAUAAUCCAUUUUUACAUGAAGAAGAAUUCCAUCAUGAUAAUUAUAAUUUGACUUCAAGUGAUGAUGAAGAAUCGGUAGCUUCCGUCAAUGAAUAUUUCCCAAUUUCUACCGAACAACAAAGAAAGAUUAACUUAUUUGAACAAUUAGGUUAUAUUUUCCCAUUAUCAACAAGAGAAAAAUUAUUACAAACAAAUGAUGUAGUAUAUGAUCAGGAUGGUAAAAAAUUGACUCCAACAACCUCAAGAAAUUCAAGAAGAAGUUCAAGAGUUCAAUUCCAGGAAUCUGGUCUAUAUAAAGUAAAAUCAAUGAUAGAUGGUGUUUUAUCACCAGAUGAAGUUCAGGCUAGUAAUAAUGCUAUUAAUAAUAGUAAUUCAUUAAGACCAACCUUUAGCGCAUCUCAGACAAUUAGAAAGACUAAAUCUGUUGCACAACCUUCUUCUAGCAUACGUAAAUCUCACCAUCAUCAUCGCCAUAAUAGUGGAAAUUCGAAAUUUUCAGGUGGUGCCAGUGGUGAAAAACCUCGUAUUAAUCAUUUGUCUAGUAGUUCCAGUCGCGACAGUUCAUCAAAGUCUAAGAUAAAGACAAAAGUAAAAUCGUCAUCAUCAUCAGCAUCAGGCUCUUCGAAAAAUAAAAAAUCAGGGAUUGGUUCAAUAUUCAAGAAAUUUUUUUAG